AAACACAGAGACACCGGGAGCGCGCGCACUGUGGACAUGGGUCUGUCUCUGAAGAGCUGGGUGACAAACGAGGGAGGAAAACACUGCGUGCUGGUUGUAUGGGUAGGUGUGAGUGUGUGGCUCUUCUGGAGGACGUUCAUGCUGUACUGCAAUGGAGCGCAGUAUUACUACUUACACAACAUGCUGGGGCUAGGACUGUGUGUGAGUCGAGCAUCCGCAUCUGUCCUGAACCUGAACUGCAGCCUCGUCUUGCUGCCUAUGUGCAGAUCCAUCCUCACCAUACUGAGGGGACAGACACAGGUGAGCAGUAGAAAAGUGCGCAGGUUGCUGGAUAAAAGUAAAACCUUCCACGUGGCGUGUGGCGUCGCUAUUUGCGUCUUCUCAGUGAUUCACGUGAGCGCUCACCUGGUGAAUGCCGUCAAUUUCUCUGUCCGAUUCUCAGACGAGUUUCCUGACCUCAAUGUAGCACAUUACCGGGGCCAGGAUCCCCGUGUCCUCAUUCUGACCACAGUUCCUGGGAUUACAGGCGUCCUAUUGGUGCUCAUUUUAUUCCUGAUGUUUACAGCGUCCUCGCACAGUAUACGAGUGUGCAGCUAUGAGAUCUUCUGGUACACUCACAAUCUUUUUAUCCUCUUCUACAUCAUACUGAUGCUGCAUGUGCUGGGAGGGAUGUUGAAGUACCAGACGAAUGUGGAAGCCCACCCACCAGGCUGCAUCUUGGCCAAUCGGAUGCCUCCAACCAAUCUUACAGCAGAAGAAGAAAAGAGGGCGGAGUCAGCUAAAAGCUCACCUACAGUGUGUGGCGAAGAGGCCAAGUUUCAAGCUCACUUUCCCCAGACGUGGUUAUGGGUCUCGGCUCCUCUCUGUUUGUACUGCGCAGAGAGAGUGUAUCGCUAUGUGAGGGGCAGCAUCCCUGUUACCGUGGUAUCUGUCACAAGGCACCCCUGUGAUGUCAUUGAGGUGUGCAUGCUGAAGAGUGGCUUUAAGCCCCGCCCAGGACAAUACAUUUUACUGAACUGCCCAAGUGUGUCAUCAUUCGAAAACCAUGCAUUCACUCUGACUGCGUGUCCAACUCAGAACAAAGACACAUUUGGGAUUCAUAUUCGAGUGCUUGGGGACUGGACGAAAUGUUUUUCGCAGCUGUUGCUGCCUGAAGCAGAAUAUUCCGAGGUCCUUCCCAUGAUGCGUCAGCAGAGAUACCCCAAGCUGUAUGUGGACGGUCCGUUCGGCAGUCCGUCUGAGGAGGUGUUUCAUUACGAAGUGAGUGUGUGUGUGGCUGGAGGGAUCGGUGUUACACCUUUUGCCUGCAUCCUACACACUCUGCUUGAUGACUGGUGUCGCUAUAAGCUGCAGAGACUCUAUUUUGUGUGGGUGUGUCGAGAGUUGGAGUGUUUCUACUGGUUCGCUGAACUGCUGUGUAGUUUAUAUCGCAAGUUAUGGAAGGAGAAUCGUCCUGAUUUCCUGAAUAUCCGUCUCUAUCUCACUAGUACACACAGGCCGCAGAACCUCACUGAGGAAAAGUACCGCCCCCUGAGUUCCAGGCUUUUGAUUGGGCGACCCAGCUGGAAGCUUCUUUUUCAGGAAAUAGGGAAAGCCAAUAAGCAUAAGAAAGUGGGCGUGUUCUGCUGUGGCCCUAAAAGUAUCUCCAGAGAGUUACACAAACUUUGUAACUCGUUCUCGUCUUCAACAACCGUCUUCGAGUACAACAAGGAGUCCUUCAGCUAACACGCACUGAGUGAACUUUAAAAGGAACCUCAUGGAAUAUAAACUAACGGAUGAACUGAGCUAGAUACAGGACUUUUCAAGAAGUUAACGAGGAUAAUAGAAGAAUAAUAUACAAACAAAGAGAUUGUUCCUGUUUUUUAUUACCAUUUUAUUGUUACUGUUAAUGUAUUUAUCUGUUGGUUUGAGUAUAUAU
Messenger RNA from Ictalurus furcatus (blue catfish), 1918 nucleotides. Its product is annotated as NADPH oxidase 4. The record is from RefSeq and is a predicted model, not a curated record. Gene Ontology annotation, cellular component: plasma membrane; NADPH oxidase complex. The coding region runs from base 37 to 1725 and encodes 562 amino acids. Gene Ontology annotation, biological process: superoxide anion generation; defense response. Lineage: Eukaryota; Metazoa; Chordata; Actinopteri; Siluriformes; Ictaluridae. The transcript is spliced from 18 exons. Gene Ontology annotation, molecular function: superoxide-generating NAD(P)H oxidase activity.